CUUCAGUCGUCUGCUUGCUUAGCUGUCAUCCAGUCAUCGACCUUCUUGACUGUUGAUGACUAAAGUUUCCAAGGAACACCUGCUGAUUGCACAAUCAUCAACUUGGUGAAAAAGUAUUCUUUUCCGCCCAGUUUCCUGUAGCCUUGUCAUGUUUUUUUAUUCAGUACUGCAGUCAUAAUAUUUUUCAAAUAUCAUGACUUCUUCUGGAACAACUUUACAACAAGCUAUAGAGCUUGGAAAAAGAGCUGUGUUACUUGAUCAAGAAGGAAAACAUGAAGGGGCUGCCUACUUUUAUGAACAAGCUGCUGUUGCCUUGGAAGAAAUAGUAGCUACAAAUUCAAUUGUACAGUCUGCAACUUUGGCUGUGAAAGCGAAUGAGUAUAAGCAACGAGCUACAUCAUUAAGAAAUUUAUAUUUGUCAUCCAAUGACAUGCCUUCAUUGACAGAGGAGCAGCAAUCAAUUUUAAAUAAUGCCCGCAACUCAGUUAAUAAAGCUUUGGAGGUUGAUGAAAUGGGAGAGCAUAAAAAGGCUUUACCGCUCUACAUAGAUGCUGUUGAAGUCUGCAGUUCUGCUGCUAAAGCAACAUCAGAUAAAAACCUUCAAUUAAAACUGACCAAAUUAGCAAUGCAAGCUUUAAAUCGCGCUGAAGAAUUGAAGAUGAAACCUCAAACAAACAAAAAGACAGCAUCAGCUUCACCAGCAGUAUGGGCAUCAGAAAGUGCACCAGUUGAACAUCUUUCUGUUUCCAACUUAAAAGUGUCUGGGGCCCAGACUUAUUCAAGCGAAGAAAAAAAAGUUUUAGAAAUUACAUCUAUGAUAAAUGGACGAGAAUAUGUUCCUUUCAUGGCCGGUGAUCUGCAAGAACGUUUCAUUUUAUUAUCUACUUUCUCGGACAGACAUGGAAAACUAUCUCUUUCGCCAAAACAGAAGAAAUCAUUUUCGAGAUGGGCAAGGGCGGAAGAAAUAAGUGCUGACCCGAAAGUGAUUGAAAACAUUGACUGCUUUAGUAUUAAACAGACUGUGGUUUCUGAUUGCUCGUUCGUCGCUUCUCUGGCUGUUUCUGCCCAGUAUGAAAAACGUUUCAACAAAAAACUCAUCACCAACAUAAUUUAUCCGCAGAACAAAAGUGGCAUGCCACUUUACAAUUCAUGCGGCAAAUACAUGAUCAGAUUGCGUAUUAACGGAGUCUCUCGAAAGGUUGUUAUUGAUGAUUAUUUACCCAUGGGGCGUCACGGAGAACUUCUUUGUUCAUAUUCAGUAAAUCGGAACGAAUUGUGGGUUUCCUUAUUGGAAAAAGCUUACAUGAAGGUCAUGGGAGGAUAUGAUUUCCCUGGGUCAAAUAGUAAUAUCGAUUUACACGCCUUGACCGGCUGGAUACCCGAACGUGUCGCUUUGAAAUCCAGCGGUGGAGAAGAGUUUAAAAAGGAAGAACUUUUCAAGAAACUUUAUGACAGGUUUCAUAAGGGUGAUGUCCUUGUUACAGUCGCAACGGGCGAAAUGAGUGAAGCGGCAGAAGUUCGAACUGGAUUGGUUUCAGCACACGCCUACGCCCUUCUAAACAUACAAGAAGUGAAAGGAAUCCGUUUGAUUAUGCUUAAAAAUCCUUGGUCACACGUUCGAUGGAAAGGCAAUUACUCUGAACUCGAUGCCAAUCAUUGGACGGAAGAUUUGAAAAAACAGUUGAAUUAUAAUCCAGAAAGUGCUGCAAACUUCGACAAUGGAGUGUUUUGGAUAGAUUACGAUAGUCUGUGCACUUUUUUUGACGUCGUAUAUCUUAGCUGGAAUCCUUCUCUCUUCACCCACACUUUUUCAAUUAUUGGCUGUUGGAACGCUGGCUCAGGGCCGGUUAAAGAUUUGUACAAUAUUGGAGAGAAUCCUCAAUUCAGCUUAACAGUGCGUAGUCCUGGGUCUGCAGCCGUCUGGAUUCUUCUAUCGCGGCAUAUUACCGACAUAGACGAUUUCCGAGAAAAUAAAGAAUAUAUAACUGUUCUAGUAUACAAGAACAAAGGGAAACGUGUAUAUUAUCCUGCCGAUCCACCGCCUUAUAUCGAUGGUAUCCGCAUUAAUAGUCCUCAUUACCUAUGCAAGCUUCUUCACACGCAAGCAGGCGUCGAACGCUACACCCUCGUCAUUUCACAGUACGAGAAAUCUAAUACCAUAAACUAUAGUCUCCGGGUGUAUAGUUCUUGUCCAAUUGAACUAAAAAAAAUAACGAAUCCGUACAGAUUCAAAGAUGAAAUAAGAAAGGAUGGCUGGAAAGGAGUUAGUGCCGGUGGCUGUGGAAAUAAUCCUCGUACCUAUCCAAAUAAUCCGAAAUAUCAAUUUACUUUAGAGAAGACGAGCGAUCUUUUAAUCGACCUUAAAGGUCCGAAAGAAUUUUUAAUUGGAUUUGACGUCACAUGCAUUUCACUCUGCGAUAAUGAUUCUUCGUCUGGGACAUUUACAAAAAAAUCCUCGGGCGCAUUUAGAUCAGGAUUUGUGAUAUUAGAACUGGAGAAUGUUCCUGCGGGAACAUAUCAAAUAGUUCCAUCGACAUUUCAUCCUGGACAGGAGGGGUCAUUUUUCCUUACCAUCCAGUCGCCUAAUCAAAUCAAACUUAAAAAAAUACAUUAUUAAGUAGGUCUGGCAAUCACAGGAAUUGUGACGUUUGACGUAGAAGUUAUUUUUUGCAAAUUCUUCGGAUCGUGUGCAAGUGCAACUGUGCAAGAGUACAUGUUUUGACAACUGCUCACAAGCAUUUUGAGCUUAAAGAAAAAGAGAGAAGGGGGAGACAGCUAAUCUUGAAUCCCAGUGGACAUCAAAGGGAACAAUAGAGCUCAGUUUAGGCAACACAUAACAUCUUUGCAUUUGAAAACAAGUUACUUCCAUCAACGGAUGAAGAAUAAGAAAAUGCCUAUAUGUUGCAACAUUUCCACAAAAAUCCAUAGUCAACAACCAGGUAAGGAUGCCAGAAUGUGAUACAUAGUAAGUAUACAAAUAACAUCUGCAAUGUUACAUUUUUUUUUAUUUCUAAGAGCAACAUCAAAAGACAGAAUAAAACAAAGAUGAUAUUAACAAACCACACCUAAACAUAGAGGAAUGUGUAUGUGACAUAUUUUAAUCCUUCCAGCUUGAUCCCCAUUCUUGCUUCAUGACCAGGAGAGUAUGGUUGCUCAUUUCAGGACCAAUCAAAGGAUUCAUUUGCAUCAAGUAGCAGCAAAGCCAGCUGAAAUCAAAAUGUAACUUUCUGUUAAAAGGUUUGAUUUUUUAGUAAAACAAACUAGUUUGUAAAGAACACAAGACAAAAAUAAUUAAGACUAACAUUAGAUUCAUAUUAACAAAAAAUUGGUGUAAAAUUGGCUAGCAUUGUUCAUUAAGAUAACACAAACUUGACAAUUUGAAGUGUUAGUAAAUUAUGACUCACAACAACCAGCAGCUGCAAGCAGUCAUGACGAGGACUGUUUGAGUAACCCUGUGUAGAAAACAAGAUCACCUAUUAAUUUUAGUUCAAGAGUAGAUAAUUUGUUUUCAUUGAAACUCACCCCCUGUUUGGACCUUUCGGUACGAACCAAGGUAAUAUGGCACCAACAACGAACCAAAAAGCUGUUACGACAAUGAUUGGAACAGCACUUGCACCCAUGUUGAAAUUAUUUGGUGGAUAAUUCAACUGCUAACGUUUAACUACUUGCAGAACUUCGA
Molecule: messenger RNA, 3679 nt
Organism: Daphnia pulex (common water flea)
Lineage: Eukaryota; Metazoa; Arthropoda; Branchiopoda; Diplostraca; Daphniidae
Product: calpain-7-like
Exons: 15
Coding region: 194-2617 (807 amino acids)
Biological process (GO): proteolysis
Molecular function (GO): calcium-dependent cysteine-type endopeptidase activity
Source: RefSeq, a predicted model, not a curated record